This is a messenger RNA of Temnothorax curvispinosus, 4012 nucleotides long. RefSeq names its product protein phosphatase 1 regulatory subunit 16A-like. Gene Ontology annotation, cellular component: cytoplasm. The record is from RefSeq and is a predicted model, not a curated record. Gene Ontology annotation, molecular function: enzyme inhibitor activity; protein binding; phosphatase regulator activity. Lineage: Eukaryota; Metazoa; Arthropoda; Insecta; Hymenoptera; Formicidae. The transcript has 9 exons. The coding region runs from base 800 to 2485 and encodes 561 amino acids.
UAUGCGUCUCUCAGGCGCAGCUCUCGUGUCACCAGGUUGUCGAGAAAUCGUGCGACCGAUUCGAAUCGGAGUUCGCAUUGCAAACUGUAGUGCUCCUGUUUUAACUGUUUUCUAAAAAAAAAAAUCAAUUUCUUCCCGUUAUUUCGUUAGCGGAUUUAUACUUUCUUUUAAGGAGGAAAAAGGCGUGUUUAUCGAGACCUGUGUGCUCGGCUCCCGUUUUUUAAAUUCUCUCUGUAAAUGUAAAGCUUGCUUCGUGUACCGAGAUUGUGGAAUGUUUAAAUAUGUACAUUCUUGAUCCAAUGACGUAACGUAGGUAUUACCUGAGAUUAAGGAUAGAAUUUAUUGCGGAUGUGUUACACAGCCACGUAUAGUCUAUAUACUCUACAUGCCUAACAAAGAUUUUCAUUAUCAUCAUUCAUUAUCGUCAUAUCUAAUUAAAAAUAUAUAAAUAUAUAUUCAUUGAUUACAUUGUGGUUUUAUCCGCGAGAUAAAUCUCUAAAAAUUCUCAAGAUAGCUGCACUAAUCUUUGUUUUUGUGUAGUAUUUUUAGAAACACACAAUUUUGAAAGAACAUCCGUUGGAACGUGUUGAAUCAUCGUUCACAAAAAAGCCCUUUUUUUGUCAGCGGGUACGAACAUUUGUGCAAAUAUUGUAUGUUUACUUGUCUAAGUACUUGAUAAGUUUGAGAGAACAUCUGGUUAAAAUAUGCUAUCAUUCCCGCCAGGUAUAACGCAGGAGAGAUCAGUUAAGUUGCGUGUGCGUUAUUGAAAUAAGUGAAAAUCCCGAUUACUUACGCCAGAAUGACAUCUGGUAUUUAUCAAACAAUUUUUAAUUAUCUGAGAAUGAGAUCUUGGCUUUGUAAGCGUAAAGGUAAAUAUACUUGCAAAAACUAUAAGCACGUAACAAUGGAACACUCAGAGUUAGUGGCAGAGAUGGUACACGUUGAAAGACUGACCACGCAAGAGCGGUUACACCUGGCGCGUCAUCGUAGACUUCAACAAUUAAAAGUGUGGAGGCAACGCGAGAAGGAAUGGCUGCGGCACCAAACUAGGCAUACGAGUAAUAAGCGUCACAUAUACUUUAGCGACAGUGUUAUGUUGUUGGAAGCCGCUGCGAGAAAUGACAUCGAUGAAGUAAGAAGGCUUUUGAAAAAGGGUGUAAAUCCUGACUCGACGAACGAAGACGGUUUGACGGCGUUGCAUCAGUGUUGCAUAGAUGACAAUGAAGAGAUGAUGAAGCUACUCAUUGAAUUUGGUGCUAACGUGAAUGCGGAAGACAGUGAGAAAUGGACACCGUUACACGCUGCUGCCACGUGUGGUCACUUGCAUUUAGUCAAAUACCUUAUUGCCAGAGGUGCGAAUUUAUUAGCCGUUAAUGCUGAUGGCAACAUGCCGUACGACAUUUGCGAAGAUGAAAAAACGUUGGAUUGUAUCGAAGGAGAGAUGGCAAGACGAGGAGUUACUCAAGAAUUAAUAGAUGAAACAAGAGCUUCAACCGAGGUUCAAAUGUUACGUGAUUUGCAAAAGAUUGCUUCUUUAGGAGGUGACCUUGAAUAUAAAGAUCAUCAAGGUGCUACGCCUCUUCAUAUAGCAGCGGCAAAUGGGUACUUACGAGUCGUGGAAUUUCUUCUUGACCAACAUGUAUCAACGGAUGUAGAGGACAAUGACAAAUGGCAACCAGUUCAUGCAGCUGCAUGUUGGGGACACUUGGAAGUACUUGAAUUAUUGGUGCAAAACGGAGCCGACCUAAAUGCCAGAAAUAAACACGAUGAAACUCCCGCGGAUAUAUGCGAAGAUCCGGAAAUUAGGGAGAGGAUAGUGGAAUUGAAAACAGAACAGGAGAGUAAACGACUUCGUGAAGCGCAAGGGCGUAGGGUACGCAGAUCGCAAAGCAUAAAUACGCGAACACAAAGCGUACGUCGAACAUCCAUUCGAGACAAAGUUCUUACUACGAAAAAAGACGCCCAGGAAGAAACUCGCUUAAGGUUACAAGCGCAACAGACGUAUGUUAGCGCUCCUACGCCUAGUAUUCCGCCAUUGGAGAACAAUACGCAGGAGGUAGGGGACCACGAGACUGAUUCCGGCGCCCUGACUUCAGCGGUGCGGAAAGGUCCCGAAGGAAAAGACAACGAGUCUUUUCUUCACGAAGAUGUUGAUAAAGAUUCAGUGACAGGGCCUGACCCACUGGUCGGCAGCCAGCCGCAGUCGCCGAUUUACUCUACGGACGCUGACACCAACGGCAAGAUCAACAUACACGUGUCCGUUGUUUUCGUGAAAUCCCUGUCGGAUCUGAAGAAGAAACGGGCGCAGAAUCGGCACAUAUCCGGCGGCUCCUUAGACGCGAACGGGAACGGCAUCCCGAUGCCGGUCUCGUCCAUCUCCAAUUCCGAUCUCAGCACCGACGAUUUCACCCAGCGCUUCACUGGGAACACCAGUGAGAUCGUGAGCGAUAAUCACUCGGAGAAGAGCUGCUGCACCGUCAUGUAAACGCGCUAAUAACACAAUCUCGUUUUCCUUGUCCUUGCCCACUGUUAUCUACGAUGUCGUCGGAGCUCACCGGAAUCUUUCGCGCACACAAACGAGAAUAUAUUCCCGCAAUUAUAUCUUCCAGUAUUUUUUCCAAGACUCAACGCUGCGUUCUUGUACUUCCGCAAUUUUUCGAGUCGCGCGUUUAAUCCGAGCCCGAGGGUCGUGAUAUUUUUUUAUUAGAUAUAUAUAUACAUAUAUACAUAUAUUUUCUUAGCACAUAUAGAGCGACAUUAUGUACAUCACAGAUAAUAACCGCGGAGGCGCGUAUCGACAGCUUUAAAAUCAAAACAGUUAUCGGUUUUGAUGUCGCACGAACGGCAUAUAUGUACUUAAAUCAUGUGACGAAACGUUUUUCCUGCGGUUCUCACGCGAAUCGCAGCGUUUGAACAAGCUCGGUAUCAACAACACCUUGUUACGAUGACUACUCAGAGCAUGUACUUAUUUGUAGAAAUUAUAUAAUUGCAUUUUUGUUUUACAACUAUCCAGCGCCUAAAGCGUUCAAGUAUUGUACAGACUUUUACUUUAUUUAUUGUUAUAUUAAAGGAAAUGUAUAGACUACUAGAAAGACAAGAGAUGUGUGUUACAACAUUCGUAGGUACUACCUAGAUUCGAGUUUUUCUAGUAUCCCCGCAAACAGGUAUAAGACUAUCAGACAUCUUCCAAUAUUUUUUAUGAGACUAGCUGUAAGGAUUGAGUGGAAACUGUUUUUUAUAUCGAUUUAAAGAUUAUUUGUAAAUUUUGAUAUGUAGUAUUUAUCUAUCUAUUACAACUAAAGACUUUUCACUUGAAUUCCUUGUUCCGCAUAUAGCAAGUCGCUAUAUACAUCGCUGAUUUACAAUUUUGCACCUGUGUUGCGCCUUUGACAAACGCGUGACAUUCGAGUUUAAUUCGACAAUUCGUGCCGGAGAUAUUCGAGAUAUAAAUAUGUAAACUUUACUUCUUUUUUCGAGUAAAUUUUACGCAUCCCCGUGUAACGAGGGAGAAUACCAGCGAAUCAAAAUGGUAGCAAACUUUAUUCGUGAUCACGCGUAUAUACAGGACCGUGUGUAAAAUAAUCAUUUGUCCUGCCGAACGGUCGUAUUUUUUGUACACGUUUACGUCAAAUCGCAUCCAAAUUAAAAAUACAAAGAGGGAUCUUCGAAGGAAGUAAAUAGUACAAAUAAACGCUCAUACAUUCCUCCACGAUGCAUAAUAAACGUUGCCAAACUUUACGCGGCUUCCGGCCUUCACGAUAGCAGUCGCGUGACUCGUUCCGCGUCUUGCAAUUGCGUUAAUCGUGAAACUAAUGAUAAUCGCCGCGAUUAUUCCAAUUAAAAGUACGUAGCACACGUGCGAUAGUGGACGCAUGAUUUGAUUGCGAAUGUCUAUGGCGAAAGUUGAUUUCAAUGGCUGUAUUUGAAAUGAAUUUAUGUGACGUCUACCACCUGUUUAUAUUGUAUUGUAAUAUAGUAACAUUAUAUAAAAAUAAAAUUACUGUAUAUGUUA